AUGAAGAAAAUCGAGCCAUUAAUGUCUGACGAGGUAUGCAGACACAUCCAUAUCACUUCUCAUCCCAAGGAAUGCCCCCUUAAGCGGGAGCUCCCGCUCUGCCACUUUUUUAUUCAUCGUCUUUCUCUUCGUUUGAUGCAUUAUAAAUCUCCUUAUUCGUCCAACUGGUUAGCUCGUUUAGUGUAAGGACGCGGACCUCACUUGGUUUUUUAAAUUUGUUGCCGUUAGGAUUAAUUUUAAAAUUAAUUACUUCAGGUGACCUGCAGCCAAGUCCUUUGAUCAUGCUUUUUUGGCCGUCAAUGCUAUAGCUAUUUACUCUUGUGUCGACGCCCAGAAUCCCUGACGAACGUCCGGCGUAUUCUUGGCGGUGAUAUUUUAUCCGUUGUAAAAGCUUGCUUUUAUUACCACUGAACUCCCACAACUUCUCAACCUUUUAGUCAGGCGUCCGCUGCAGAGCCUUCGCUGAGAGGGUGUUUCGUGGGCGGAACUUGGGACUAGUGUUAAUUAAUAAAUCAUAUGAACCAGAUUGGCGCCUUCUAAGUAUUGAAGAAGGACGGCGCCUUCAAGAGUCGACCAGCCGAAUGGCUAACGUUGCCCAGGAUAACAAAGUACCCUGUGUUGCUGCCAUGCCUCCGCUUCUUGCCGUUAAACUUCAACGGCUCGGUAAAAUCCCUCAGCCUAUUGUUGAGGCAGCCAAAAAAGUCGAUUGCCCAGUAAACUCCGCAUCUGCGAAAGAGGCCAACGGGUUCCUUUUGUUGACAAAACUUCCUGACGACCCUACACUUUUUCAGGUAAAUUCCUGCCUCACAUAUGAAAACCAAAUUUUUUACUUAUCCAUUCAUACAGUUCGCGCUGAACGGUUAACUGCGUUUCUCUCCAAAGGUGCCCAUCGAGCCAACAGCAGAAGAAAAGUCCCGCAUCUUCCCUUCUUAUGAGGCACAGGCAGCCGAUGGUCUCGUUCUAAAAAAGAAAACAGACAAAAAUGUCUACUACAUUCGCCGAUCGGAUACCCCUGGAUUGCGUUGGAGGGUUGAGUUAGCGCAGAAGGAUAUAGAAGAUGAGCUUUUACAGGAUACUGGCCACUAG
Spirometra erinaceieuropaei is the source of this 1086-nucleotide messenger RNA. Lineage: Eukaryota; Metazoa; Platyhelminthes; Cestoda; Diphyllobothriidea; Diphyllobothriidae. The record is from the annotation of a GenBank genome assembly.